AUGUUACGACUCGCAACCGCCUGCCCUCCAUCGUGCCCAUUCUUCUCAUACUUGUUACCCCAAACUUGUAUAAGCUGUACCAACAGCCCGACUCUGAGCGGCUUCUGCCAUGGCCUUCUUCUUCCCUUGAGGUUGUCUUUUUUUCUCCCCCUGCAGCACGCCACGCUUCUCAUUGUUGGCGCUGCCCUUCUUGUCAUUUGGCUCAAGGUUGCUGUACUCCUCAUAAUGCGUGUUCCGUCGUUUGAAGAUUCUUUCGUUACGCCUCGCGGAAUCACGGAAACAAUGCACCAACCACCAAAUUCUUUGUCGCUAAUGACUGGCAUCCAGCUAUGCCUCGCUCACUACUGUGACCAACAUGGCCCGACCCCGCUUAUGGUCACUGAAGGUCUACCUGUCCCAUGCACCACAUGCUUCGAUGAUGGCGCCUCCAAUUUUGCCGAUCAGGAACAACUCCGACCCCGGACCAGCGCCCCAACUACAGCGGCCUCACUAAGCCAGACCGUUGCUAUGUCGGACGCCUUACGCAGGAUGCAUCUGAAUGCCAACCGCAGCUCUUCCCUGCCAGCUUCAGAAAAUGAGGCUCAGACCCAGCGCGCCGCCCUGUUGCGAGCAUCAUCCGCAACCGCGUCUCCAGCUUCCCCUCUGUCGCCCUCCGCCAUAGAAACCCCACCCGACAGCCCCCGCCGGAUAUCGGAGCAACCGCAGCCGCGACGAGACUCGAGCUUCCGACGAACCUACGACGAAUACGUAACCAAACGCGCCGGCCCUUGCGAAAACUGCGCGUUGACACUUCCGCAGCGACAGGGCGGCAAGGACAAGACCGAUCUAAAAGCUGAGCGUGGCCCAACAUUACGAACUCGUGCGCCGUACGCAAGGGUAUAUGGCCAGGCAUCUCCGCCAGCUUCCCAAGCGUCUUCGGCUAGUGACACAGACAGCGAUGGGCACCCCGAACGAAUACACCGAAGAGCCACGGGCUCAACUACAACGAGGUCUAGCAUGUCUUCGGGAAGACAUGCUAGCCACACCCACUAUCUCGAUUACACCUCCACCCAUGAGCCUUUAAUACCGACGUCUUUCUCGAUUGUGCGAUCAUCAUGCUUACGGACCCUCUCCCUCGAGACUCUUCCUCGUGCGCCUGCGAACCCGACACCGAGCGCUUCACCGCAAUCGAGCACUAUGCCCGCCUUCGUCACUACACAUAGCGCCGGAUCUGCUGCGUCUGGUGGACCCAUAUUCUUCGGGGACCCCGUGAAUGGCUACACCACAGCCUACAUCUUCCGUAUACCCGACAUGCAUGCUCGCGGUCACAAACGUGUCUAUGCAUUCCUCGCUUUAAGCACUCACAAGGAGCGUCUUGCUAUGAAGACCUUUGGUUUCAUGGCAGCUGCCUUCCGUGACUUGGCCGCAUGGAUCCAGAAGCUUGCAGAGGCAGAGGCUGAGAAAGCCGCCGAGGCGAGUCCCAUUGGAGGUCCUCAACACCAGGGUGCAUUUCCUACCAUGAAUGUGCAAGAGAGGGAGGGCCCCGAUCGUGGUGGCAGCAGCUUCCUUACUGGGGGAGGUGGCUUCACGAGGCGGAUGGGAGGCGGCCCUGGCGGUGUUUCGCUCAAGGCACGAGGCCUUGCCGAGCUCGUUGGCAUGCCCGAUUUCUUUAUUGAGCUACACGCCAAGUUUGUAAAGCUUAUGCUUGAACUUGGUGUGGUCCUGAGCUCAUGA
Messenger RNA from Colletotrichum truncatum, 1713 nucleotides. RefSeq lists its product as uncharacterized. NCBI's taxonomy places the organism in Eukaryota, Fungi, Ascomycota, Sordariomycetes, Glomerellales, Glomerellaceae. The record is from RefSeq and is a predicted model, not a curated record. Gene Ontology annotation, molecular function: GTPase activator activity. Gene Ontology annotation, cellular component: cytosol. Gene Ontology annotation, biological process: positive regulation of TORC1 signaling.